Messenger RNA from Carassius auratus (goldfish), 1738 nucleotides. Its product is annotated as serine/threonine-protein kinase pim-2-like. NCBI's taxonomy places the organism in Eukaryota, Metazoa, Chordata, Actinopteri, Cypriniformes, Cyprinidae. Gene Ontology annotation, cellular component: cytoplasm. The transcript is spliced from 10 exons. The record is from RefSeq and is a predicted model, not a curated record. The coding region runs from base 38 to 1561 and encodes 507 amino acids. Gene Ontology annotation, molecular function: protein serine/threonine kinase activity; ATP binding. Gene Ontology annotation, biological process: negative regulation of apoptotic process; regulation of mitotic cell cycle; protein autophosphorylation.
UCCUCGCGCAGGUGAGUGUGUUCAGACAGAGAGCAUCAUGAGCGCUAGAGUUUGUCCUGCGCUGUUGCUGUCAGCAGGAGGAAACCCAUCAGCAGCAGGAGCGACAGAAAGUCAAACGAAAAACAAGAAGUGUGGCAUCUGUGCUUUCUUCAAGAGAACAUGGGAGGCUGUGAAAUCUGCUGACGGCUGUUGUUGCAGAGGCAAUAAAGUGACACUUUUCCAGCCAAACACAGAUCCAGCAGCAGGCGGUAUGGAGAACAACCCGACAGAAAAACAAAGAAAAAACAAGAAGAGCGGCAUCUGUGCUUUCUUCAAGAGAACAUGGCAGGCUGUAAAGUGUGUUGACCGCUGUCACCUCAGAGAAAACAGAGUGAUGCCUUUUCAGCCAGAGGCAGAUCCAGCUGAUCUCCAGCAGGCUUCAUCCCUGGAGGCGAUGUCUUCCCCUGAUUUAGACCGGACCGGUCCCAAUGCAGAUCCAGCUGAUCCUGAGCCAGCUAAAGAAAAGCAACCAAAAAUAAAGAAGAAAGGCAUCUUUGCAUUUGUCAAGAGAAUCUUGCGGGCUGUAAAAUGUGCAACAAAGCAAAACAAGGAGGAGCCAGUUGCACCCCAGCCCAACACUGACCCGGGUCCAUCUGAAGCAGCUGAACAGAAGCCAUGUUCUCCUGGACGUGACUCGGCUGAACUACAGAGUCCAGGCCAGUCUGACCCCAGCCAAGUUUCGUUUGCCUCCCUUUAUGAAGUGAGGACAAAGAUUUCUUCGGGAGGAUUCGGCACUGUGUUCCGAGGGAUCCACAGAUCUGAUGGUCAGGAGGUUGCCAUCAAAUUUAUCCCUAAGAGGAGCACAGACCAGUAUAUUAGGAGGGCUGGGUAUCCCAAGCCACUGCUGAUGGAAGUAGCUCUGAAUCUCCUGUUGAAAACAGCUCCUAUAAGCCCCAACAUCGUGUAUAUGCUGGAAUGGUUUGAGGAGGAAGAUCAGCACAUCCUCAUCAUGGAGUAUCCCCAGCCCUGCCACAACAUAAAGACGUUACUCCGGUACAAUCGCCAUAAACUGGAUGAGACGUCGGCUCGCAGCUUGAUGCUCCAAGCAGUGCUCGCAGCGAAGCACUGUAUCGAUCAGGGCGUCUUCCACCGUGACAUCAAGCUAAAUAACCUACUCCUCAACACAAGGACCAUGAGGGUCAAAUUAAUCGACUUCGGCUGCGGGGACCUUGUCAAAACCUCUGGCUACCAAUAUGAGUUCAGAGGACGAUAUCGCCCACCUGAGUACUACACGAGACACAAAUAUCACGCGGGCCCAACAACAGUCUGGACGCUGGGCCUUGCACUGUUCAGAAUGGUAACUGGACAUCAUGCUUUAAAAACUGAAAAGGACAUUUUAGCUGGCAAUCUGACCUUUGACUCCAGUUUAUCCAGAGAAUGCCAGGAUGUGAUAAGCCGGUGCCUGAAACGUGAUCCAGACGACAGAGCGACGUUACAGCAGCUCUUAGAUCACAGAUGGUUUAAACAGGAAGAUGAUCCAGCAGUAGCUCAGGAGUCAGAUGAAUCAAAUGAGCUCCAGUGAGGACAAGCAGAACCCAUCAGACAGCCUGAACAUCCAGAGGAGCGAGUUCAGUGUAGAAAAGGAGCACAACAUUGAACAGCAGCACACUCAAUGGAAAAAGGAGCACAUUUGUUUGCACAAAAAGGAGCAAACUGUGAAAAGUGUAAAACAAGUAUUACAUCUUAUGCUUUAUAUGUG